AUGUCACUGUACGUUUAUGAUAUCUCUUGUGUUAUGUUUCGAGAACGUCUACUGCGAAAAAUGGGUGAUUCUGGUAAUGCUCAUUACUGUGUUUCCUUUAUAUGCACUGAUGAAUGUCUGAAGGAACUAGAAGAUGUCCAUUGGUUCAAUAUACUAGAUUUGGCUUCUGGAUAUUGGCAAGCCGGUCCAACCCAAACAUCUGACUCAAUUGACCUAGACAUUCACACUGAACUACCAGAGCGAGGACAAUGGGACAGCAAGGCUGAGUUUAUCCUAUCAUGUAUUGGGUUGUCAGUAGGUAUUGGGAAUGUGUGGAGGUUCCCAUACCUGGCCUAUCAAAAUGGUGGAGGUGCUUUCUUGUUUCCUUACAUCAUCCUUCUCAUUCUUGUUGGUAAACCAAUGUACUACAUGGAAGUUGCAUUGGGUCAGUUCUCAAGCCUUGGCCCCUUUUCUGUCUGGAGGUGUUUUCCCUUAGGAAAAGGAAUUGGGGCAGCUAUGGUGAUAAUAUCCAUUGUUGUUUCUAUCUACUACAACGUUGUCAUGAGCUAUUGCUUAUUCUAUGUGGCACACUCAUUCCAUUUCAUUAUACCAUGGGAUGGUUGUUUUGAUUGGUGGGGAGCAGACAACAUUACUUGUUACGUCAGAACAAAAGACCAGGUACUGAUAUGGAUGAACAAAAAUGCUCUUCUAUCUCCAGAUCUCUACUAUUCUACUUUAAGUAACUGCACUAAUGCCACUCAGACAGCAACAGAGCAGUUCUGGGAAAAGUUUGUACUGGACAUGACUGAUGGUAUUGAAAAUAUUGGAACCAUCAAAUGGGACUUGGCAGUGUGUCUUUUAGUUUCAUGGAUUAUUGUGUUCCUGUCUCUCAUGAAAGGUGUCAAGUCAUCAGGAAAGGUUGUCUACUUCACAGCAACAUUCCCAUACAUUAUUUUGAUUAUACUGCUUGUGCGAGGAGUAACACUACCUGGUGCUGUGACUGGAAUUAAAUAUUUUUUUGUGCCAGAAUGGGAAAAGUUAUUGGAUAUAAAGGUCUGGCAAGCUGCAGCAGAACAGCUUUUCUUCUCCCUCAGUGUCUCUUGGGGUAGUCUCAUUAUGUUUGGAAGUUACAAUAAAUUUCACAACAAAGUUCACAUGGAUGCUAUGUUUGUCAGUUCUCUAGACUUUUUGACAAGUCUAAUAGCUGGAAUUGUAAUUUUUUCUGUACUGGGAAACAUGUCUGAAGAGUUGAACAUUGACAUCAAGAAUGUUGCCAAGGAAGGACCAGGCCUUGCAUUUGUAGCAUAUCCUGAGGCCUUAUCUCAACUACAGUGGUUACCACAGCUGUGGUGCAUUUUGUUCUUUUUUAUGUUAUUCCUCUUGGGACUUGAUAGUGAGUUUGCACUCUUGGAGACAUUUCUGACAGCUAUUUAUGAUGAAUUUCCAUCAUCACGCAGACAUAAAUUUAUCAUAACUUUAUUUUUUUGUGUUGUCUGUUUUUUUCUGGGAUUGCCUUGUGUUACUCAGGGAGGACAGUAUGUUUUAAACCUCAUGGAUACUUAUGGAAGUGGUUACAGUGUGAUAUUUAUUGCCAUCUGUGAACUAAUAGCCCUUAUGUGGGGUUACGGUGUAUGUAGGUUUUCUGAUGACAUGGAGUUCAUGCUAGGAUCCCAUCCUGGUCUAUUUUGGAAGGCUUGUUGGACUGUGAUAUCACCAUUGAUUUUAAUGUGCAUCUUUGUUUAUAGUUUGGCUGAGCACAAAGGAAUUAAGUAUGGGGAAAACUACCAGUAUCCACUAUGGGCUGAUGGUGUUGGUUGGUUACUAGCACUCAUAUCUAUGGGUCAGAUACCACUAUGGGGGUUCUUUAUUCUUCUGAAAAACUGCAAGAACCUGCACAUGGUGGUAAAGGCUGAAUCUAAUUGGGGUCCAGGAGACAAUGAAGCUAGGGUUAAGUACUUCCAAGACAGAACACUAAACCUUGUCAUGACAGAGAAUAUCAACUCACAUGGAAUCAACAAUCCUGCACUUAUAAAUGGAACAGACUUAAAAUAAAAUUAGUAAGAAACCAAAGAAUUAAUAAUGUUCACAAUAACCUCAAAAUGAUUUGGACAUUAUAAACAUAGAAAUUCUAAAAUUUUUCAUGAAAAAAAAUGAAAUGUAGAUGUCUUUUUUAAGCUGAGUGAGUGAGUAAAGAUCAACUGUGAAUAUUUUUAUCCAAAGUAUUAUUGCACUGAAUGUCAAUUAUUGGUACAAAAUCUACUGAUUGUGUUGUAUAAAGCAAGAACCCUCGAAUUAGAUUGUAAUCAUUUAGAGCUAUAUUUUAUUAUUUAAUAAAAAAUUGAACUUGUUACCGGAACAGAUGGUAAAGUACGGGUGUACAGCCAACUGUUUAGGCAACUUUUAUUAUACAGAGUGUUUUAUUUUACAUAUAUUGAAACUAAACUCAUACUGACUGUAAUACACAUUCAUUUCAUAAGUGUUCUACAUCAUCAUAAUUUUAUUAAUUAUACAAGAACUGGAAUAUAUUAAACAGCUAAAUCAAGUAUUUCAUGAUGGAUAUAAAAUUUUAGGGUGUGUAGUUUGUAAUACCUUUGAAUUUUAUUUUAUUAAGUUCAUUAAGUAUAAGAAGCAAAAAAAAAUAGGUAAUUAUAUUUUAGUUGAAUUGAAUUUUUCAUUGUGCUUGAUAGAGGAGUUUUAUUUGUAUGUAACAACAAGCCUGUAGAAUGAUUGUAUUGUUCUUUAUAAUGUGUUGAAAAACAUUU
Limulus polyphemus (Atlantic horseshoe crab) is the source of this 2741-nucleotide messenger RNA. RefSeq names its product sodium-dependent proline transporter-like. Gene Ontology annotation, cellular component: membrane. Gene Ontology annotation, molecular function: glycine transmembrane transporter activity. NCBI's taxonomy places the organism in Eukaryota, Metazoa, Arthropoda, Merostomata, Xiphosura, Limulidae. The coding region runs from base 1 to 2031 and encodes 676 amino acids. The record is from RefSeq and is a predicted model, not a curated record. Gene Ontology annotation, biological process: sodium ion transmembrane transport. The transcript has 16 exons.